AUGGCAGCGACGCGAACAGUUGUUAUUGGAAUUAACGAUAGUAAUCACUCGGAAUACGCAUUUGACUUUUAUGUAGACAAUAUACAUCGCCAUGGGGACCACACAGUACUUGUCCACGUGCCAGAAUAUACCAACAUUAUAUCCACGUCAUCACUGUUGACGGACCCCAACAUCAUAUCGGAAAUGCUGCGUGACACAGAGGAACAAAUAUGUGAACUGGUGGAAAAAUAUUCGCUCAAAAUGAAGGACAAACAUCUGAACGGCCAUAUCAAGCAGCAAAGUGGAAAACCAGGUGAAGCGAUCAUAGAGGGAGCCAUUGAAGAAAACGCAACAUUGUUGAUAAUUGGCACGCGGGGGCGGGGUAAGGUCCGCCGAACGUUCCUUGGAAGCGUGAGCGACUACUGCCAUCACCACGCCCCGUGUUCCGUCCUCAUCUGCAGGCAUAGAAAUGCAAAUAUAAAAAAGACAAAUGAUAAUACAAGUUGUGUUCGAUAA
Messenger RNA from Mya arenaria, 495 nucleotides. RefSeq names its product universal stress protein in QAH/OAS sulfhydrylase 3'region-like. The record is from RefSeq and is a predicted model, not a curated record. The transcript has 4 exons. Bases 1 to 495 code for a protein of 164 amino acids. Lineage: Eukaryota; Metazoa; Mollusca; Bivalvia; Myida; Myidae.